Messenger RNA from Emys orbicularis (European pond turtle), 3127 nucleotides. RefSeq names its product BCL10 immune signaling adaptor (gene BCL10). NCBI's taxonomy places the organism in Eukaryota, Metazoa, Chordata, Testudines, Emydidae. Bases 191 to 844 code for a protein of 217 amino acids. Gene Ontology annotation, biological process: adaptive immune response; canonical NF-kappaB signal transduction; positive regulation of extrinsic apoptotic signaling pathway. The transcript is spliced from 4 exons. Gene Ontology annotation, cellular component: cytosol; CBM complex. The record is from RefSeq and is a predicted model, not a curated record. Gene Ontology annotation, molecular function: NF-kappaB binding; protein kinase B binding; kinase activator activity.
CGCGCGCGCGCUGUGGCGGAGUCUGCAGAGCUGGAAGCGCUGUCGUUACUCUUGCGCUGGGAGCCGGGGCGCGGAGCUUCCGCUAUGGAGGGCCCCGGGCCUGGGCUCGCCGCGCGGCCGCUCACCGAGGAUGAAAUGGCGGAGGUGAAGAAGGAAAUACUACACUGAUGGGGGCCAUAUAAGCACCUAGAUGAAGGCUUUAGAAAGGAUGCGUCCCUAUUUGUGUGACAAAAUUAUAGCGGAGAGACACUUUGAUUACCUGCGUUCAAAGAAAAUACUCACUAGAGAGGACGCUGAAGAAAUAUCUUGUCGACCCUCAAGUAGAAAGAAAACUGGGAAGUUAUUGGACUACUUAGCAGAAAAUCCAAAGGGACUAGAUACUUUGAUUGAAUCUAUUAGACGAGAAAGAACACAGAACUUCCUGUUAGAAAGGAUAACUGAUGUAGUGUUGAAAGUCAAAAAUGAAAAACUUGAAGCUCUCAAAGGUCUGAGCUGCAGCAGCUGUAUGACUUCAGUGUAUGGAGGAACAAAUAAUCUUUCUAGGUCAUAUUCUGAUGAAUCCAAUUACUAUGAAAAAGUAAAAGAAUCUACCCAUAAUCAACCAGAAGAACAGUUUAGUACAGCUGUUUUUGUGUCUGCUUCAUCUCUUCGUUCAAUGAAUUUACCAAUUGUGGAGAUGGGAAGCACAGAAAACGCAGACUUCUCAACCACGCUUCCAGGACCUGGGGAUCCUGGAGCACCCCCUCUUCCACCAGAACUGCAGUCUGAACAACAGGAAGCCAGUGCCAGUUCAAGUGACAAUCGUUUUCUGCCUUUAAGAUCUCGUUCUCUUCUACCACAAUGACUUCAAUGACUCUUUUUCCUGUCUGUUUACUUAAAAGGGGGGGGGGGUGUUGUGAGACUUUUACAUAUCUUUGCAGGCGGCAUACAGAAUGUUUCCAAACUGUUAAAUCACAAAUAGGGGAAAUAGCCUAUAUGAGUUGCCAAAAAAAAAAAAGUUUAAAAUGGUAAUCAGUUGAUUCUGUAUCUUUAGUUUCUGGAAGUCUUUAGAUGCAACUAGUGCUGGUUGUUUUGUUUUUUUUAGGAUUUCAUGUUAAUAUUGUCAUUACUUAAAUUUUUCCAGUCAAUGGAAUUAAUAUUUAUCCUCCAACAUUAGCAGAUUUUGAUAUUUUUAGCAAGUAGAGGGGAAAAUGGCUAUUACAAAAGAGAACACUUUAAAAGGACUUUCUCAGAACUUAUAUUUUUGUACUGCUUCUAAAAGUUUGCCAAACUAAUCUUUUACGUGACAUAGGGUAAAUUCUUCCCUCAAAUUUAUGCACACAUCACUCCCAUUGGGAGGGCAGAAUUUGGCUCUUUGUAGCCAUGCAUUUUUUUAAAAUGCUUAUUGUCAAAUAAUUCUCAAUGUGUUAAUUUUCUGAAUCUUGUGCUCUAUUUUCAUCCAAACAUGAAAGGCAGAUACUACACUGAUUAGAGUUCAUAUAUGAUAAAUGCAUUUUCACAUACUGUUUUUAAAUAUAAUAUAGAAAUCAUUGAUUUGAGAUGCAUUUGUUUUAAUUUAUAUUAAUAGUGGAAAGGAAUGUCAGCUGUUCAGAUCCCAGUAAGGGAGUUGCUCAGUAGCUUAUUUAUAAAAUGCCUUUAUUUAAGUAAGGGUAUGCUUCUGUAAGGAGCAAAAGGUACAGUAUUUAAUGGGUGGACCUAGCAGGAGGAUGUCUUUAACUGAAGUACUCAAGGAAAUAUUGCACUGCAGAUACUUAAUUUUUACACCCUACAAUAACACGUUUACAUUGCAAGUGAUUUAGAAUCUAAACCAAGUUUUAACUAUUUUAACAUGGGAAAAGUUCUCAUCUGACAUAGUACAAUAUGUUUAAUCCUUUCAUACUUUCCUUCUCAUUCUAAUCCCCACUUUGUAAGAUUGAAUUUUAGAAGAUUAAGUGUACAAGUGCAAAAUGACAAAUUUAAAAACUGUAUUACUCAGGAUUAUGUACAGAUGUCUUUACACAGAGUAUUUUUCUGAAGUUACAUUUUCUGUUUAUCAAAAGGUAGACUGGAUUUUAUUUAAAAUGUAUAAUUCUGACACUGACUGCUAAAGUAAGAUAAGUAUUCUAGUCUGUCACGCCCAGAUUCCAUUUCUAAUGCUAAUUCUCCUGCAGAGGCCAUAGGCUCAGCCUUUGGACUUCAGAGGAGGAGCUGCCUUACGUUGUUCAUGGGUGACGACAGCCCAAAAGGAGGCUGGUCCCAUUUGGGGACUCAGAAAAGUAACCAACAAAAGUAUCCUAUAGCUAUUUGUUGUUCAUGUCUGACUAGUCCAUGGAUGUUAACUCAGUUCAAAUAAACUGUCAAGUUUAAUUAGAAUAUCAUGUAGAAACAACUUUAGUAUAAGAAUGAGGUAGCUUACAUAUGACAAAAAUAUGGGCUGCUUUUAUUAAUAUAUGACACACCAAUCACUAUGUUUUCAGGUAUCCAUCCAUCUAAAACACACUGAGCCUGAUUUUCAAAAAAGCAGAUUACCCACAAAUUCUAUUGACUACAGCUUGGAGUUGUGGGUCUCAGCACUCUUAAAAAUCAAGCUAAGUGUCUUAACACCCCUACAUUUUGAACAUUCCCAACCAUUUUUUUAUGAACUCUGCAGGUAUUAUCUAUUGUAACUUAUUUUGCUAUCCUGUUGGAAGUGAUUAUAGAAAUUAGGCUAAUUUACUCUAUCUGGAUCUGAGCCUGAGAAUUGCUGAGAGCCUUGCAGUCAAUGCACACAAUUCGCCUUCCACUCAAACUAAUGCUAAAACUUCUUUGGGAGCAAGAGCAGGCCCAUUGAGAAGUGAAUGGUUCAGCAAUUUAUAUGAUGUACAUAAUCUCUCAUGGGAUAGGGUUCUGUGGUUACAGGAGAUCCCCAAAAAUUGGGUGAAUCUGGGAGGAGGGGUUGAUCCUGUGCAAACCAAAAAUAUACAAUGUACAUGGUUUCAUAAUGUGAAUGUUAGAGAUUUGCUAGAUAACUACCAAAUGUCUGAAUGUGUUCCACAAACUGUGCAGUAAUUGCUCCAUUGUAUUAACCUGAGAUCUUUAAUGAACGUGUGUAAUCUUAACAAAUGCUUGAAACCUAUGCAUUUUUUAAACAAAGAUUUAAUAUCACAAA